AUGUCAGUGAGACAUGGGGGAUAUUCCCUCAGACUGGUGAAUGGUACUAAUGACUGCUCUGGGAGAGUGGAGAUCCGCUAUAAUGGUGUGUGGGGAACCGUGUGUGAUGAUUACUGGGACAUGAAUGAUGCUGCUGUGGUGUGCAGACAGCUGGGAUGUGGAGGAGCUGUUAAUGCAUCACAGAGUGCUUCAUUUGGCCGGGGAAAUGGUCAGAUCUGGUUGGAUAAUGUGGGAUGUUCAGGAAGUGAAUCCUCACUCACAGACUGCUCACACCGUGGUUUUGGAAAACAUGACUGUACACAUUCUGAAGAUGCAGGAGUUGUCUGCAUAAAAGACAUUAGAUUGGUUGGUGGGAAUUAUUCAUGCUCUGGGAGAGUGGAGAUCCUGUAUAACGGCACGUGGGGAACCGUGUGUGAUGAUUACUGGGACAUGAAUGAUGCUGCGGUGGUGUGCAGACAGAUGGGAUGUGGAGGAGCUGUUAGUGCACCACAGAGUGCUUCUUUUGGCCAGGGAAGUGGUCGAAUCUGGUUGGAUGAUGUGAGAUGUUCAGGACAGGAAUUCUCCCUCACAAACUGCUCACACCGUGGUUUUGGAGUAAAUAACUGUGGACAUUCUGAAGAUGCAGGAGUUGUCUGCUUAGACAUUAGACUGGUCGAUGGGUUUGAUUCAUGCUGUGGACGAGUGGAGAUCCACCACAAUGGUGUGUGGGGAAGUGUGUGUAAUGAUAACUGGGACAUGAAUGAUGCUGCUGUGGUGUGCAGACAGUUACAGUGUGGAUCAGCCAUUAGUGCACCUAGUGCUGCAUUUGAUCCAGGCAAUGGAUCUAUCUGGCUGGAUGAGGUUAACUGUACAGGAAGCGAGACACGACUAACUCAGUGCUCACACAGUGGACUGGGCAAUCAUAACUGUGAUCACAGCAAAGAUGCUGGUGUUGUUUGUUAUGCUGGUGAGCUGCAGAUGGCGAGUCUUGCUCUGAUCUCCACACAUUCAGUUGUUUCUCCUGGAGAAAUCGUCCAGUUCAGAUGCUCAACACCUAAACCGAGAUGCAGUGCUAAUGCUGAAUUCCAGCUCUUCAUAAAUGGAUCAUCUUUAUCCUCACAGACACAUGUGUCUAAUGUGACUUUCAGCAUUAAUGUCGACGUCUCGCAUCAUGGUGAAUACAGCUGUCAAUACUCUUACCAGAGUAGCCUUAAGUCAACAUUGAGUAACACUGUGACCAUCACUGUGGUGCACUUGCAGCAGCCCAGUAUUUCUCCCAGUGCUCCUGAUGAAGAGUUUGUCGUGGGCCCUCAGGGGCCAGUGAUCACCAGAGGCCACAGUUUCACUAUCACCUGUUCCACUAAAUCUCAGUAUCCUGGAGGCUUCUUCUACCUGUUCAGAGAAUCAAAUAUCAGCAGGAUUGAGCCGUCUGUCAGUCUCUCUGCCUCCUUCUUCUUUCCUGAGGCAGAUUAUUCACAUGAGGGAAACUACAGUUGUGUUUAUGAAGUCCGUGUCUCCUCACGCUCCUUCCGUUCCUCUGCCUCUGAACUGCUGCUCAUCACUAUCACAGCAUCUCUGCUUCCUGCUGUCAUUGGUGCUGCACUUUCAGCUGGACUGCUCUUACUGGCCAUCUUCAUCAUCGUCCUGUCUCUUAAGAGGAGACAGAAGAAGAAAGAAGAUCAUUCUAAGUGCUCUUUUAAAAAAGGUCCAGCUAAUACAUAUGCAGGUGCAUCCCAUAAUAACAGAUAUGAAGAUGAUGAUGAUAAUGAUGAUGAGCCUGAUUAUGAAAAUGCAGAGUGUGAUGAAAACAUGAAGCAUGAAGAUUCUGAAGAAGACUAUGUGAAUGUGGAUGAUGAUGAUGAUGCAGAAGAGGACUAUAUUAAUGUGAACUCGGAUAACUCUGAAGAAGAUUAUGUCAAUAUGGACAUUAAAGAGAAUUCAAAUAUGACAAACAAAUCUGAUGAUAACCUUUAUGAAAUAGUGAAGAAUUAAGAAUAUUGCAAUUAAUAAUGCUUUGAACAGAAAAAAAGGCAGACUUUAGUUAAGACUACAAACAGAGGCGAUACAUCUACAUUCUUGCAAAGCUAUUGUGAAAAAUAGGAGUAAUCAAUACAGACUGAUUUAUUUUGGAGACUGUAAUGUACAUCACUGCAUAGAUUAUAAUUUUAUUUUUGCAUCCGCUGAUCUGAUCAGAGUCUGUUUGAUCAAAUCUAGUGUAAAAAUAGAACUUUUAUGUUAGUAUAUUUUGUCUUGCUGCCUUUUUAUUCAUAUGAUUAAAAUUUGUAUUUGCAAAAAAAAGGAAAAUUAAAAUUUAACUGUUUAAUAGAGUGCAAAGUGUAAAAGAAUGUUUAAUACGAUUAAUUUAGCUUUAGUGCUCUUUCUGUCUCAGUUGAAACAUGUGCUUUAAACCCCAGAGUUGGCCAUAGUAGUACUGCAUGGGGAAUGUGUACAAAUAUUUCAAAAUACUGUAUUUGUCAGUACUAAAGCUGAAUAUAUCUUGCUAAGCAUAAUGCUAAAUUAAUGAAAUAAACUGCAGUUUUAAA
Messenger RNA from Danio rerio (zebrafish), 2522 nucleotides. The record is from RefSeq and is a predicted model, not a curated record. Lineage: Eukaryota; Metazoa; Chordata; Actinopteri; Cypriniformes; Danionidae.